AUGGCUCUCAGGCAUCCUGAUCAGAGUCGCAUCAUCUGGGUUGACGCUUUGUGCAUCAACCAGAAAGACGACGCGGAAAAGAGCUGGCAGGUUGGCUUGAUGAGAGAUAUCUAUCAACAAUCCUCACAAGUGUUGGCUUGGCUGGGACCCGCACAGCACGACAGUGAUGCUGUUAUGACAUUCCUGCAGGAUUUCGGACGUAAAGCAGAAGCGUGUGGAAUUGAGUCUGUGGAAGGCCACCACCUGGAUGUCUGGAGUGAGUUGGCAGACAAAGAGCCGACCAUCAAACAAGAGUCCCCGCAGUUCUGUGUCGAGACCGUAGAUGGAAGCGUCAAGCUCAUUCCUCGUCAAGCGCUGAUCGAUCUUUUUUGCUCAAUCAGUGGCUGGCACUGCAAAGAUGACCUGUUCCCGGUUGCUGGCAUGCAGCGGUUGUUCACACGACCCUGGUGGGGACGAGUGUGGGUACUCCAAGAGAUUGCUCUGCCGGGAAACGCUCUCUUCGUCUGCGGAACUCAGAGCGUCAGUCGUCGUCGUUGUCGUGCGGCUCUGAGUGCUUACAUAGGGUUGUGGACGAUACUCAUGCGCAACACCCUCAGUCGGGCAUGGUCGCCUUCACCCUAUCACACCGCAAUCACCACCACUAUGUUCCACCACCAACCUAACAUCAUGUUGUGUGGCCGGGACUUGUAUCAGCGUGACCACUUUCCGUUAGCAGCACUCCUCCGGGCCACAUGUGUGGGAAGCAUCAAUCUGCACCGUCACGGACCUCAUCAUCUCGAGUCCACAGAUCCGAGAGACAAGGUAUUUGCUCUCCUAGGUCUAGCAUCUGACAGAGCGGACUUAGAACAGCGAGGAAUUAUUCCCGACUAUACCAGGAACUGCGUGGAUGUUUACACGGCAACAAUGGCGGCUAUGCUUGAGCAAGGCCACAUGUCGUUGCUCUCGCUGUGCCAAAGCCCUAAGAUACAGCAGAAUCUUCCAUCGUGGGUAGUCGACUGGUCUCGAUCAGCCACCGACAUGCUGCAGGAUGUGCGAAACGAUCAUGUCACCGUAUAUCCUACGUUUCACGCGUCGCUCAUGACAGCAGCUGGCCCAAAUGUUGUGGUUGAAAAGAAGGAUGGGCUUGUGGAUGCAACGGCGAGGACCUCGAUCGGGGAUGUGGGCUACGACCAGGAUGGUAUGCUAAGCAGAGUUAAUGACGGUCGGUUUUCUGAUGCGGUCACGCUUCUCAGGUGUUCACUGCCACUGAUCAAGCAGCGCGAAAUCAGGCUCGACGCUGACAAAUUCCUGGCUAGCCUAAUGACUGAAGAAGAUACUGCAUGUAGGGCUCUGUUGAACGUCAAGCUGAGCUCAGAGAUCAUCGGUAAGAGCCCAGGACGCCUUCCCUUCAUUACGAGCAAAGGUCAUUUGAUGCUCAGCUCAGAGCACGUUAGAGGAGGCGACAUUGUGGCUCUGGUCAGAGGAUGUCAGGUACCACUCGUCUUUCGCCGUCAGGAGGGUGACAGGUAUACUCUGAUCAGUGAGGCUUAUGUCGAUGGCACCAUGGACGGAGAGGCGGCCACGUCAGCAAACUUCAACCUAGUCCGACUGUCGUAG
Molecule: messenger RNA, 1596 nt
Organism: Lithohypha guttulata
Lineage: Eukaryota; Fungi; Ascomycota; Eurotiomycetes; Chaetothyriales; Trichomeriaceae
Exons: 2
Coding region: 1-1596 (531 amino acids)
Source: RefSeq, a predicted model, not a curated record